Brassica napus (rape) is the source of this 3383-nucleotide messenger RNA. RefSeq lists its product as uncharacterized. The transcript has a single exon. Bases 1544 to 1960 code for a protein of 138 amino acids. Gene Ontology annotation, biological process: regulation of protein localization to cell surface; regulation of double fertilization forming a zygote and endosperm; double fertilization forming a zygote and endosperm. Gene Ontology annotation, cellular component: vesicle; extracellular region. The record is from RefSeq and is a predicted model, not a curated record. Lineage: Eukaryota; Viridiplantae; Streptophyta; Magnoliopsida; Brassicales; Brassicaceae.
UUUACAUGUGGAAUUCUAUUUUUUAAAAAUAUAUUUUUAUUAAAAAUUAAUUUUAUAUUUUUCUUAAUUUUAUAAAUUAUAAUGCAAAUGCUCUUUUAAAAACUUAAUAUGAGAGCAUUAGCAUUUAGUAAAUGUUUUUCUCAAAGUUUUUUUAACAAAUGUUGAUUGGAUAAUAUAGAGUAUAAUGCUAAUGUUUAUUCUUUACCAGUCAAGGCUUAAGUGUAUUGUUGUCUAAUAUAUGCCACAGUAAAUAUCUAGUUUAAAUAUUUAAAUAAUGAUUAAAAAAAUUUAUUACCAUGCAAGAACGAAUCCUAAUCUUAUUUCCAUAAGAAAAUAAAAUUUUGUCUUGAGUCGAAUCAAUUUACAAAAAAAAUUUUGCUUUUCAACUUUCAUUUAGUUCUUUUUAUCAUAUCGCCAAAUUAAAUAAUCAGGCCAAUCAGACCAAAUUAUACAUACAAGAUAAAGAGAAUGGAUAAAAGGAUUCCCAUAAGAUGAGGAAAGAAAACAUAUAUUAUAGUACAAAAGUGGUACUCCUCCCUCUGUAUCAUUUAGUUGGUGUUUAAGGUUUUUACACAAAAAUUAAGAAAGUGCAAAAUUUUAUAUAGUUUAUCUUGGUUACAUAAAAGUAACAAUAAAUAAAAUUAGUUUAACCAAUAAGAAAAAAAAUACAAUAUUUUAUAAUUGGUCACAAUUUUUUAACGACAUUAAAUUUUAUCUAGAAUAAUGAGAACAUCACAUAAUAUGAAACAAAAUUAAAAUCCCUAAACAUCACUUAAAGUGAUACUAAGGGAGUAUAUAAUAAAAAUUAUAUUUUGAUAUAUUAAUUUAGUUAUAUUCAGUGACUAUUGAGAAAUUCAACGCACUUGAAGCAUGACUUUGUUCUCAAUAUCUUUUGGAGAUCACAUAGCUCUUAUAGAUAUUAUGGAGAAGUUUAUGAUAAAUAUCUAACUUACAUGUUAAAAUAAUUUGUAAAUCUUUUUUUCAUAAAAUUCCCGCGCAAGCAUGAAGCAUAAUGUUAUUUUCUAUAAGAAAAUAACUAUACUGACAUGAGACAAAUCAAUUUUUCAAAAAAAAUUAUUUUUUCCUUCUUCCAACUAGUUUUUUCUCAUAUGAUCAAUCAAAACAAAUUACAUACAUUAAUCAAACCAAAUUACAUGCAUGAUAAAAUGACAAACCGAAGGGAUAAUCAGGUUCCUAUAACAUUAAUAAAGAAAAAAAUAUAUAUAAAGAAAAAUAUAUACUAGUGACCAAAUACAAUACACAUAUAUAUAUAUAUAUAUAUAUAUAUAUAUAUAUAUAUAUUAGGAAAUAAAAUAAUAUUAUUGACCAAUACUGAAGUAGAAUAAAAUAUGUAUCAUAAAACUCUAUAUUUGACAGUUAUGUUUCCAAUAAUUGAUUAGAAGCCCUACACCAUUUUUUCUUAUAAAUUGAAUCAUACUGCAUUACUUAAUUUCAUCAAACAAGAAUCAACUUACAAACAAAUCAUAUCUUGGACAUCUAAGUCUUCUCUUAAUCAUAUCUGAAAAAUCCAAGUAUAUUCAUCAUGUCGAUUAAGAAUGUGUACUUUAUUCUAGUGAGUAUAUGCAUUGCCUCUUCCGUUAAUGCUCAGUUACCGCAGUUUCCUUUUCCGCUUCCAUUUCAACCAAGUCCUGGUACACCAGGAUUUCCCUUUCCAUUUCCAUUUCCGUUUCCAUUUCCAUUUCAACCAAGUCCCGGUGGUAUGCCAGGAAUUCCUGAUAUGAGAAAAUGUUGGUCAACAUUUAUGGAUAUGCCUGGAUGCUUUGCAGAGAUCAGACAAUCUAUUAUCACUGGAAAAUUUGGUAGUAUAGGUCCAGCUUGUUGUAAAGCUUUUUUAGAUGCUGAAGCCAACUGCACACACAAUCUUCCAUUCAACCCAUUUUUCCCUCCUAUGGUAAAGGAACAAUGCUCCCGAGCUGCUGAUCCUCCAACGACAUUGUAGGAUUAAGUAUUAGCUACGUGAAAGAUUAAUUACAAAAAAGAAGGCGGUGAUCUAAUAACAGUAUUGUUGCAUUUCCUAUGUUUGAGUCAACGAAUAACAAAAUCUUUAAGCAUUUCAUCUAUUCUAGUAAUAUCUAUUAUUGAAGUUAAAGAAUCAGACAUAUAAAGCAACAUAUUUUGAGAAAUGUAUGAAUCUCAAAACAUGUACAAUGUUUGGUUGAUGAAUAAAUCCUUGAUCCUUUUAUGUCACAUUAAUCAUACAUUAUACAUUUCGUAACUUUCGAAGUUGUUUAUUUAUAUUAGAUGCCAAUACUUGUUUUUAUGUCAAAUGAUUUAUACAUAUGCUUAUUAUUAUUAUAUGAUAAAGAAUAUUUAUGCAUAUAUACAUAUGCUUAUUAUUAUUAUAUGAUAAAGAUCAUACAUACAAUAUGUAUUUAUUUGAUAUGAUGGUUACUCAAUGGUAAUGAUUGAAGAGAACAUGGAUCUUUUGUUGAAUAUAGAUGAAAACUCUGUGAUACCAUAAUAAUUAAGGUCAUUCAUCCCUUGGAUUCAUCGGUUAUGGAAAAACCGAAAUUUCAUCAUGAUCUUGGCUGGAAACAAAGAUGAUAUUAGACUUGUGGUAUUGAGAGCACAAGAGGAAGCGAAACAGUUGACUGAGAUAAUUAAUAGAGUAUUCAUGCCUGGUGCACAACCAAUUUGGAGUGACAAUGGACAAUACCAAAGCUGAAUAUAGGCAACUGCCAGUAUUCAUUCGCCGUGGGUUAAUGCCUCGGCUUUGAGUGGUGUUGCUUGGCUGUUGAGUGAUCAGUCUGGUCAGGUUUUGUAUCACAACAGAGAAGCAUUUACUCUCACGAACUGCCAAAUUUCGGUUACGUUGAAGCCUACUUAGUUUGGCUGUUUGUGUUGCAAGAUAUUCACAUCAGUCAAGUAAAAUUCGUAUCUAAUGAUAUGACGGCUCACACUAUGUUUUUUUCUAAUUAUGUUGGCUCACGGCUUUGUUCGCAUAUUAUAAAUAGAAAGACAAUGCUCUAUUAAUCGCUUACAUUAUUCAACACAUUUGUCUGUUUUCUAUAAAAGUAGGAUAAGACAUGCGCCUUGUGCAGGGUAAAUUUAUAUGAAAAUUAUUUAAGAAAUAUCGUAUGGAAAAAAAAUUUAUAUUAUUGACCGAAUAAAUAUAUUUGGCUUUUAAACAAUUUUUUAAAAUCUUUUUUGUUGAUUACAUAAUUUUUUUACUAAUGAACUGAUCCCAUUUUUAAAAAUAUUUUAGGUCAAAAAAUUAUUUAUCGCAUAAAAACCUAACGUUUAGGCCGGAGAAUCUCAUGAUGUCUAUUAUUUGGUUACAAUGAAACUAUGUCAGCUCAGUUUAAUAUCAUGAUUUAGCAAUUUAAAAUUUAAUUAUGGUUAUGUUUACGUUCGCGUGUCAA